AUGGUGAAUUUUGCACAUCUUGAAGACUGUGCAGUUACGAAUUCAGGAAUAAAGUUAAAGGACAAAGCCAACUCUAUGUCACUUUGGCAUAAGAGAUUGCCAAUUGAAAUUCUUGAUUGGAAGACACCUUUUGAGAUUUUAUAUAACAAAGCACUAGAGUAUCAUAUGUUAAAGGUUUUUGGUUGCCUCUGCUAUGCAACAAAUACUAAACCAGCAAAAGAUAAAUUUUCAACUAGAGCCUUUAAAUGUGUUUUCAUAGGCUAUCAGCCUGGACAAAAGGCUUACAAAGUGUAUGAUUUAACUUCCAAACAAGUUUUUACCUCUAGGGAUGUCAUCUUCUUUGAAAAUGUUUUCCCUUUUAAACAAGAAACAGAUUCCAUCUUGCCUUUGCCCAUGUCAACUGCUGACAGUGAACAUGUAUUUGAAGAAUCUGUUAUUCUAGAACCAAUUUCACAGCCUGAACCUUCAUCACCUGCACCUGAUCUUACUCCUGAUUUGGAUUUAGAACUUACUGACCAUUCAACACCAGACCAAAUAUCAGAUGUUGAACUUGCAAUUGAAAUGCUACCACUUCAACCUGAUCUAGACUUUCAACAAACCAGACACAGUACUAGGAUUAGGAAUAAGCCAACCUGGAUGAAAGACUUUGUUACUAAUCUAUCUUUUACUGAUCCAACUGCUACCACAAAUGUUACAACUAUUCAGGAACCAAAAUCUUACAAAGAAGCCAGUGUUAAAGCAGAAUGGGUGCAGGCAAUGAACAAGGAAUUAUAG
Nelumbo nucifera (sacred lotus) is the source of this 774-nucleotide messenger RNA. The record is from RefSeq and is a predicted model, not a curated record. NCBI's taxonomy places the organism in Eukaryota, Viridiplantae, Streptophyta, Magnoliopsida, Proteales, Nelumbonaceae.